UCACGUACUAAAAAUUGGUUAAACUAUUUUCGUGACCUCUAUAAAAAGUCAUAAAGACAUAAAUCAAUCCCUCGGAUCUCCAAUUCUCAGAAGGUACAAAACCCAAAACAACUCCUUGACAAAAGAUAUGGCUAGGAGUUCCAGCUUAGCGAUUUUGGUCAUAGCUUUAUCGGCUAUAUUGCAAGCCACCGCUGCACAGACAACGCAUGUGGUCGGUGACGAGUUGGGUUGGCUGGUCCCUCCUGGUGGCCCCAUUGCUUACUCGACUUGGGCUGCCAUGCAAACUUUCACCGUUGGCGAUGUCCUUGUUUUCAACUUCACUACUGGAGAGCAAGAUGUGGCCAUGGUCACCAGGGAAGCCUAUGAAACCUGCAACUCAACUAAUCCCAUUUCGCUUCAAACAACUGGCCCGGCGAACUUGACCCUUGACUCAAUUCGCGAGUACUAUUUCAUAGGUACUAUAGACCAACACUGCUCCUUAGGGCAGAAGUUAGCCAUCAAUGUCUCUGCCCCUGGACCUCGGCCUAGCCCUGUUCCUGCUCCUCCACGAGGGCCAAUUACCUACAACGUUGGUGAUGACUUGGGUUGGCUUGUCCCUCCUGCUGGUCCCCUUGCGUAUGAGACUUGGGCUUUCAACAAGACUUUCCUUCUGGGAGAUACUUUAGUAUUCAAUUUCAUCAAUGGAACACAAGACGUGGCUGUUGUGACCAAAGAAGCCUAUGAAACCUGUGAUACUAACAACACCAUCACGGUUUUAACCACUAGUCCUGCUAAUAUCACCCUCACCACCACCGGUGAGCAUUUCUUCACUAGCACGUACGCACGCCACUGCGACUUGGGUCAGAAGCUAGCCAUUAAUGUCACAGCCAGUACUAGCACUUCAAAUCCACCAUCUAGCUCCACAGAGCCUCCAUCCAGUGGCUCAAAUCCUGUUUCUGAAGGUCCCUCCGCUGCGCCGCCGCCUUCUCUAGUUAGCUCAGCCCCGUCUCCUCUCAUAGGCGGCUUCUUCAUUACCCUCUUUUCCCUAGCCAUGGCAUUCUUUUAACAUACAUUAGCACGUAAAUAUGUCACUACAUUUAUUGUUUAUCUUUAGGACUAUGUUAUCACUACAUUGCAUACUUGUACUCCGAGAUGACAUUCAUUUUAUUUGGUUUUCGCUCCGUGUUUGGAUGUUUGGGGAGAGGAAUUGAGUGCCUUUCUCCAUGUCAUUAUUUUAUACUUUUAUAUAAUAUUAUAUGUCAUUAAUUUA
This is a messenger RNA of Theobroma umbraticum, 1249 nucleotides long. Its product is annotated as blue copper protein-like. Gene Ontology annotation, cellular component: plasma membrane. Gene Ontology annotation, molecular function: electron transfer activity. The record is from RefSeq and is a predicted model, not a curated record. NCBI's taxonomy places the organism in Eukaryota, Viridiplantae, Streptophyta, Magnoliopsida, Malvales, Malvaceae.